AUGAACGCACUACGGCGGCGCGCAAAGCUCCGCGCCCGGAGAGAACCGGGACUCGGGCGAGUCCCGGCCCGGACACACGGGGAGUCGCGGCCGGAGCCGACCCCGGGAGCCGGCGCGGUGCUUGCCGGCGGGGCGGUGCUUCCCGGCGGCGGGGAGCGGAGCGGUGCGGAGGAGGAUGCCGGAGGCGCCGCCGACCCGCGGAACACGAACAUACUGAACCCCACCCGCGAGUCGCCGAUCGCCCGGGGCGGCUUUCCGCUGGUUCCCCUCGCCGCCCGCCUUUCGGGGGGCCGGCACCCCCUCGGCCACCCCCGUCCCCUCCCUCCGCCCGGGGCGGCGGGCCGCCGGCCCUGCCCCGCCGCUCCGCGCUCGGUCUGCAGGCCGCCGAUUGCAAAACCGUUUAGUUUUGGCGCUUUUCACGCGUUACAGCCCUGGGGGCGCCGAGCUGCGCUGCGGCCCGCAGUGACGGGCGGGAAAGGAGCGCAGCGCCGCACGGCGAGGGCGACAGACAAGACUGCGAGCUGCACAGACAAAAUUUCCAUUCCCAAGAAUGGUUCAUAUCUGACGGGAGAGGACCCUACAAAAAGGAAAGGGUGGACAGUGGACGAUGCCACAAUCCACAGACACGUUGGAAUGGGCAGAGGGAAACCUGUCGGGAUUUAUUGGCUCAAGGCUCCCCAGAUGCAGAGAGGCUCUGGGAAAGACAUCCCAAAAAUCUUCAGUCUUGAUCUUGGAGGUAUAUCUGCUAUUGUACUGAAUGGCUAUGAUGCGGUAAAAGAAUGCCUUGUUCAUCAAAGCGAAAUUUUUGCAGAUAGACCGUCUCUUCCCUUGUUUAAGAAGCUGACAAACAUGGGAGGCUUACUGAACAGUAAAUAUGGCAGAGGAUGGACAGAACAUCGCAAAUUAGCUGUAAAUACCUUUCGAAUUUUCGGAUAUGGUCAAAGGUCCUUUGAACACAAAAUUUCAGAAGAAUCUAUGUUUUUUCUUGAUGCCAUUGAUACAUACAAAGGCAGGCCAUUUGAUCUUAAGCACUUGAUAACAAAUGCUGUUUCAAACAUUACUAAUUUGAUUAUUUUUGGAGAACGUUUUACAUACGAAGAUACUGAAUUUCAGCACAUGAUUGAGAUUUUUAGUGAAAAUAUUGAAUUAGCUGCUAGUGCUUCUGUGUUUCUGUAUAAUGCUUUUCCUUGGAUUGGUAUCUUGCCAUUUGGGAAACACCAGCAGCUGUUUAAAAAUGCAGCUGAAGUCUAUGACUUUCUUCAUGAGCUUAUUGAACGUGUCUCUGAAAAUAGGAAGCCUCAGUCACCUCGACAUUUUGUAGACGCAUAUUUAGAUGAGAUGGAUUGCAAUGAAAAUGAUCCAGAAUCUACAUAUUCAAGAGAAAACUUAAUUUUCUCUGUUGGAGAACUCAUCAUAGCUGGGACAGAAACCACAACAAAUGUUUUAAGAUGGGCACUGUUAUUUAUGGCGCUCUAUCCAAACAUUCAAGGGCAAGUUCAAAAAGAAAUCGAUUUAGUCGUCGGCCCAAACAAAAUGCCUACCUUAGAUGAGAAAUGCAAAAUGCCAUACACUGAGGCUGUUCUACAUGAAGUUCUAAGAUUCUGUAAUAUAGUUCCACUGGGUAUUUUUCAUGCAACUUCCAAAGAUACUGUUGUGCGUGGUUACUCUAUUCCUGAAGGCACUACAGUCAUUACAAACCUCUACUCCGUUCAUUUUGAUGAAAAAUACUGGAGCAAUCCAGAAGUGUUUUUUCCUGAGAGAUUUUUGGACAGCAACGGGCAGUUUGUCAAGAAAGAUGCAUUUAUUCCUUUUUCACUAGGAAGAAGACAUUGUCUUGGAGAACAACUAGCUCGAAUGGAAAUGUUUUUGUUUUUCACUUCAUUACUACAACGAUUUCACCUGUGUUUUCCUCAUGGCGUGAUUCCAGAUCUCAAACCAAGAUUAGGCAUGACAUUACAACCACAGCCAUACCUCAUCUGUGCGGAAAGGCGGUGA
Messenger RNA from Nipponia nippon (crested ibis), 1995 nucleotides. NCBI's taxonomy places the organism in Eukaryota, Metazoa, Chordata, Aves, Pelecaniformes, Threskiornithidae. The record is from RefSeq and is a predicted model, not a curated record.